Molecule: messenger RNA, 681 nt
Organism: Eimeria mitis
Lineage: Eukaryota; Apicomplexa; Conoidasida; Eucoccidiorida; Eimeriidae
Product: SAG family member
Source: RefSeq, a predicted model, not a curated record
AUGGAUGACAUGGGAAACAUAGAAAACAAGUAUAAAAAACAUUUACUAUCGAUAGAUAGGCGACAAGCUGGACAAGCCCAGGCUUCUGCUUACUCGUCAUUUUUCAAGGGAGCAGCUGUUGUUUGCCUCGUGGCGCUCUCUGGGCUACAGCCGGCGGCAGGAGCUUUGCAACUCACCGUCAAAAAAGCUGGCACAGAUGCAUACACCUCCGUGAACUUGGCCCGCGUUGGUCAGCUGUCUGUACGGAUUGGCGUAUUGGCGGAGGACAGCGACCUGGCUAAAGGUCUAGAGACUAGCUUCCCAACGACUUCAUUUGAGCCGCCAGCCGAUACGUGUGAAAACUUCAUCAAGGCACUCAAGAAGAAGAAAUUUGUCGCACAGUUCACAGACGCUAGCGCCGAGAACUAUCGCCAAGCGGUGCAGGAAGCUCUUACGGCUGGACUUGGAAAGCUGACGUCAUACCCUGAAACUGAUACUGAGGAGGCGUGGACGCCGUUCUGGACGGAACCCGACGGCGCCAACCUCGCACACCUUCUUUGGUCUAAGAGCACCAAAGUUGGCUGCGCCAUUGGAACAUGCGCUCCACAAGCAGAAGAGUAUCGAUCUUCACCAGACAGUGCCACAUUUCUUGUUUGUGAGAUGAAUCCUGCAGCGGUGGAAAAGCAGGCUCCCUUCGAGUAA